This is a messenger RNA of Phaedon cochleariae (mustard beetle), 309 nucleotides long. Lineage: Eukaryota; Metazoa; Arthropoda; Insecta; Coleoptera; Chrysomelidae. The record is from the annotation of a GenBank genome assembly.
AUGGAGUCUGAUUCUGAGGAGGAAUUCUCAACAUUAGUGGGACUUAUUUCAUGUCGUUCGAAGAAAAAAAGAAACAGGCGUAUGUGGGUACUACCAAUUGUCAAGGAACGAACUGAGGAAAGUUUGUUUCAUACUUUAUUUAAUGAUGCGAUCAAAACAGAUGACGAAAAAUUCUUGAAUUUUGUACGAAUGCCAAAAGAUUCGUUUUAUGAACGUCUGACUCUGAUAAAGAAUCAAAUAGCUAAGCAUGAUACGGCAAUGAGAAGAAGUAUUCCACCGGCAGAAAAACUGGUGAUAACGCUGAGGUGA